Lactuca saligna is the source of this 570-nucleotide messenger RNA. Lineage: Eukaryota; Viridiplantae; Streptophyta; Magnoliopsida; Asterales; Asteraceae. The record is from the annotation of a GenBank genome assembly.
AUGGCGCAACCCCUCGUCGGUCUCUGUCUUCAACCUUCACGAAAAGAUAGCAACAACAACCCUCGACAUAGCGGUGGAUACGGUGGUCGGAGGAGCAAGAGGGUAGGGUGGCGGCCGGUGGUGGGAGGCAUAAAGAUGGAGGUGACGGCUGGAGAUGGUUUGAUUAGGGUUACGGUUUACAUUGGAGAACACAACUGGUCUCCAAACUACCGUCGUCACAUGGAUGAGAAUCAUUCGAAUGGUGUAACCAACGAAGACAUGGCCAUCAAUCUACUGCAAACCCUACUGGAACUGUAUCUUAUAUGGAAGGACUUCCAAGACCAGUUGUGUGAGCUCCGUCGGAUAGUUGAUCGAGACUUGGAUGCCAUGAACCGUGAGGUCAAUGAUGUUCGUGCUGGUCAGUUGGAUAUCUCAAAUGUCGUUGCUGAUCUUAAAAAUCAUUUCGUUUCUCUGCAAGGAGCAUAUGUGAAGAUGGUCUUCAAGCACAACAAACGUAAGAAACUGAUGUAUUGUGUUGGGAUUGUUGGUGUUGUUACUGCAUCCGUGGUGACGUAUUUGGUGUUUCAGUAA